UACGGUGGCCGAGUAGGCUAGCGGAGGCAGGAUGGAGUCGGUGGUGUUCAUUUUUUCGCUCAUUGACUGCUGUGCUCUGAUUUUCCUUUCCGUUUAUUUCAUAAUUACAUUAUCAGAUUUGGAGUGUGACUACAUUAAUGCCAGAUCUUGCUGUUCAAAAUUAAAUAAAUGGGUGAUCCCUGAAUUGAUUGGCCAUACCAUUGUCACUGUAUUAAUGCUUAUUUCACUGCACUGGUUCAUCUUCCUUCUCAAUUUACCUGUAGCAACCUGGAAUAUAUAUAGGUAUAUUAUGGUUCCCAGUGGAAACAUGGGGGUAUUUGACCCCACAGAGAUUCAUAAUCGAGGACAGCUGAAAUCCCAUAUGAAGGAGGCCAUGAUUAAGCUUGGCUUUCAUCUCAUUUGCUUUUUCAUGUACCUUUACAGUAUGAUCCUGGCUUUGAUAAAUGAUUGAAGUUAAAAUGGAGGUAUCGUGGUUGCUGAUUUCUUAAUUGUCACUCCAUUGAAACAUUGUGGAACCAGGUGCAGCUUUCAAGUAAACCUCGACCAGUGUCGUCACGCAGUAUAUUUUUUCCUCUUUGAACAAAAAUAUUUUUGCUGUAUUUUUUAACAUAUUAAAAUAUUUAAAA
Molecule: messenger RNA, 626 nt
Organism: Euleptes europaea (tarantolino)
Lineage: Eukaryota; Metazoa; Chordata; Lepidosauria; Squamata; Sphaerodactylidae
Gene: CNIH4
Product: cornichon family AMPA receptor auxiliary protein 4
Exons: 5
Coding region: 32-451 (139 amino acids)
Biological process (GO): endoplasmic reticulum to Golgi vesicle-mediated transport
Cellular component (GO): COPII-coated ER to Golgi transport vesicle; endoplasmic reticulum membrane
Source: RefSeq, a predicted model, not a curated record